CUAGGUCGAGUCGAGGAGGAGGAGGAGGAGGAAGAGGAGGAGGAGGAGGGAUGAGGCGCGCGGCGGAGGGGAAAUGGCUGCCGAAAACAAGCCGGAAGGACUGAAGAAGAUAAGAAAUCCAGAGCGGAUGGUCAGGAUUGCUGUUGGCUACACUGGACACACCCCUCCCAAGAGUGACGACACUGACGCCAACAAUGAGCCCGGCCAGUUGAAGAUUUACCUUCCUAAGAAGCUGCUAGAGUGUCUACCCAAAUGUUCCUCUCUGCCCAAGGAGCGCCAUCGCUGGAACACCAACGAGGAAAUUGCUGCAUAUCUCAUCACUUUUGAGAAACACGAUGAGUGGCUGACGACGUCGCCGAAAACCAGACCUCAGAAUGGCUCUAUGAUCCUCUACAACCGUAAAAAGGUGAAGUACAGGAAGGAUGGGUACUGCUGGAAGAAAAGGAAAGACGGCAAGACCACCCGAGAGGAUCACAUGAAGCUGAAAGUCCAGGGAGUAGAGUGUCUGUAUGGCUGCUACGUCCACUCCUCCAUCAUCCCCACCUUCCAUCGUAGAUGCUAUUGGCUGCUGCAGAACCCAGACAUUGUGCUGGUGCACUACCUGAAUGUACCGGCGGUGGACGACAGCGGGAAGCCAUGCGGCCCUGUCCUCUGCUCCAUCAACACCGACAGGAAAGAGUGGGCAAAGUGGAGCAAGGAGGAGCUCAUUGGACAACUCAAGCCCAUGUGUGCUGGAAGCAGCCUGCAUCAGAAAUGUUCCAGUGUCAAGCAGCGCAUCAUCUCCUCCAAGCAGGAGUCAGGAGCAGCAGCAGGAGGGGGAACUGCAGUCAGUACCAAUGUAGCAGCAGGCCAGAGAGCUGAGGAAGCAGAUGGCACAGAGGUCCAGAACAGCGACGUGUCAGAGGGCCAGACAGAGCCCAAUCCUGGAGGGGGGAGGAGCAGAGCAGGUGGAGGAGAGAGGAGGAAUGGCAGGAUAACCAAACCCUCCUUACUCCCACAGAGCAGCAUGGAGGUGUCUUCUUCUACUUCCACCAACCAGGUAGAGGUCCCUGACACCACACAGAGCUCCCCGCUGUCAAUCACCAGUGACAUGGCUGACAGUCCUGCUCUUGCAAUUGGAGCGGGCUUAUCACAGAGCACAGCUGUGUUCAUGUCUGAGGUCACCACGCUCACUGGGGAUUCGGUUUAUUCCGCCGGCCACACCCACCUGCUGGCAGCUACCCACGACAGUGCCACCGCUGGGAUUCUGUUAGCUGUUGCCCCUGAAAACCAGAGAUUUGCAUCGUUUCCUGGUGGAGUAGGAUUGGGCGAGGGAGGAGAGUUGGUUCUGUCCAGCUCUUUAGACUCUGGUGGAGCAGUCAGCCUUCCUGAAACCACCAUGACCUUUGACCCCGAUUGCUUCCUCAACAAUCCCAAGCAGGGCCAGACAUACGGAGGAGGUGGAGGGAAGACUGAGGGCUGUAACGGUGAUGAUGGAGGCCUCCACUGUUCCUCUAAUGGCUUUGUCUACAGCCCAACCCUCGUCAACAACAUCAAGACGGAAGCUACACCCCUAGAACAACCCCUGUCCACUCAGAGUAGCUACGUAGGAGAAGGAGCUGGCCUCAGCCCCAGCACCACGCUGGAGCAAAUGGAUUUCAGUGCCGUCAUGUCAUCAGCCUGUGUCCCAACCCUGACCCAGCCUUCACACCACCCUUCCCCAAGCCUCUUCCUCCAGGCCUCCCCUCAAACAAGCCAGCCCUCCCAGCUGCAGACCAACGGUACUGAGGCAACCCAGGAAUCUGGCGAGGCCCAGGCUUACAUAGGCCUGCCCACGGUGCCAACAGACUCUUCAGUUGCCAAUGGAGACUCACAUACACACCUCCAUCAAUCCAGGACAGACCAGCAGGCCCUGUGUGCAAGGAAUGGGAAAGGAUCAGCAGUGGGUUCCUUUCCCCUGACACCGCAGGAUACCACUGUCGACCAGUCAGGCAGCAGAGGACACCAGGAGGUCGGAGGCCUAGACAAGCCUGCUGAAAAUGGGGGAGAGUUACUCCUCAAGACCGGAGAUCCUCGUGAAGCAUAUGCCAGUGUUGACACAGAGCACUACCUCCAACCCACAGAUGACAACAGAGGAGAGGAAGGCGGAGGAGGUGGUGGAGGAGGAGGAGGGGAAAAUGAGAUCCUUUGUAAUGGUGUGAGCUUGUCAGGGGCAAGCAGCUCAGUGGUGGCCAGUCCUCAGUCAAUGGCUACAGGCGCAACCAUUGAGGGGGCGCUCUACAGCUCUCCACUUCCUCAGCAAGGUGGGGGGGUGUCAGCUGCAACAGCUGGAGCAGGAACAGCCAUCAGUCUGGAAGGCUUUGAGGCUUCUUUUGGAAGCCAGUUUUCUGAUCUCAUCAAUGAUUUUAUCUCAGUUGAAGGGUCUGGGAAUGGGGUCGGGGCAGCUGUCAAUGGGGUUCUGAUGCCCCAGGAGGGGGCAGCAGGAGAGGAGCAGGGCACAGCAGCAGGCCACUUGCAAGGCUCUGAGGUGGAGCAGGGAGCUUUGGGAUUGCUCCAGGAGACUGGGAGGCUGUUUGGCGUGACAGACUACUCCCCAGAGUGGUCUUAUCCAGAGGGUGGAGUGAAGGUGCUCAUAACAGGUCCAUGGUUGGAGUCAAGCAGUGAGUACAGCUGUCUUUUCGACCAUAUCAGCGUCCCCGCUGCCCUCAUUCAGCCCGGGGUGCUGCGCUGCUAUUGUCCAGCCCAUGACACAGGACUAGUGAUGCUGCAGGUAGCUAUGGGCGGUGAGGUCAUCUCUUCCUCUGUGGUGUUUGAGUACAAGGCACGCGACCUUCCAGCCCUCCCAUCAUCUCAGCAUGACUGGCUGUCCCUGGAUGAUACCCAGUUCAGGAUGUCUAUCUUGGAGCGUUUGGAGCAGAUGGAACAGAGGAUGGCUGAGAUAACCAAUCAAAAUCCCAGCUCAGAAGCCAUGGCAACAAAGGGAGGAGGAGUGGAGGGAGGAGGAGCUACUGAUCAGCAGUCUCAAAUCUCUCCUGAUCAGGGGUCAUUCGAAGGUCGUGUGGUGGUGGUGUGUGAGAAGAUGAUGUCUCAGCCGUGCUGGGCUUCUUCUAAUCAGCUCGUCCACAGUAAGAACUCCAGAGGAAUGACUUUACUGCAUCUGGCUGCAGCUCAGGGUUAUGCGGGACUCAUUCAGACACUCAUUCGCUGGCGCACAAAGCAUGCUGACAGUAUUGACCUCGAGCUGGAAGUAGAUCCUCUGAACGUAGACCACUUCUCUUGCACUCCAUUGAUGUGGGCUUGUGCUCUGGGCCAUACUGAGGCGGCAUUGGUGCUUUACCAGUGGGAUCCAAGAGCUCUAGCUAUUCCUGAUUCACUGGGACGCUUGCCGCUAAACAUUGCCCGAUCCCGGGGCCACACUCGAUUGGCUGAGCUCCUAGAGCAACUGCAACAUAGUCCUCAAACUCAGGGCCAGCCUGUGGACACUUGGAUGGAUAGAUGGAGAGGAGAGUCACAGACGGGUGGGAUGAACAACAGCCCCAGCCCUAACCCAAACUCAGAGCUGAGGAGAACCAGGGCAGGAAGCAAGCCAGACAACCAGAGCCAGGGCUGGAGCCAAACAGAACACAGACCCCACAAGGGAACCCAGGGAGAACAGGGAGGUCCACCCCCAGCCAAGAGGCUCAAACCCAACCCAGAUUCACAGCAACAGCUAGCUAGCUCGAUCUCUGGUACCACCCCCCUCAACUCCUCUCCAGGUCCUAAUCCUCAACGGUCUCCUCUCUCUAAGCCGCUACAGACUCAACCCACGAACCUCAGCUGUCAGAAGGCACCACUUACCAGGUCCAGCCCCAGCCAGCCUCAGCUUCCUAGUGCCCCAUUCUCCCACCUGCAGGCCAGGAUAGGGGGAGCUGGAGGGGGCAGCAGGUGGAGUCUGAGACAGACUCUGGGGCAGCGUAGCCUCGCCAGGAAGAUUCUAGGAAAGGAGCGAUUGGCCGUUCACCUGCGUCAAAGAGUGCUGUCUGACAGGGGAGAGGAAACAGAGCUGUUGACCUAUCAGGAUAACGCAGAUGACUUGCAGAUGGACAUCACAAUGCUAGCUGAUCACAUUGUGGAGGCUUCAACUGGCAGACUCAAGCAGGAGGUUAUUGAAGCAGAAAUUGAAUCCAGGAAGGUUGGGAUCAGCAGUGAUGUCAGAUUACUGUCUGGUUACCUUGGUGAGGUGGAAAGGUUUCUAAACUCCAAACCUCAGACUCCCAGCCCCAAGCCAAAUUCUCUCUCAGGGCCAGAGGAUCAGCAAAGUCCUCAGGCUAAGCAAGCCCCAUCCUCCCCGUCUGAGUGGACCUCCUUUCUUUGUGCAGCUAUGAAGGAGGAGAGGUUGAAAACAGAUUCCUCCUGUCUAGCCAUGACUGAGGCAGAGCAGGGAGAGCUGUAUGAGACCAUCAGGCAUGCUCUGCACUCCCUCAGAAAACACAAGGGUCCCAUUCAGGAACAACACAAAGAGAUUGCAGCAGUGAUUCAGCGCUGCUAUAAGAGAUACAAGCAGUAUGCACUUUAUAAGAGGAUGACCCUGGCAGCCAUCUUGAUCCAGAGUCGUUUCCGGAGUUUCCAUGAACAGAGGAAAUUCCAGCAGAGUCGUAGAGCAGCGGUCCUCAUCCAGCAAUACUACCGCUCCUACAGACACUCUCUCAGCAGCCUCCUAACUAAAAAACAGAACCAGGCUGCUCGCAAGAUCCUGAGGUUCCUGCUCCGAUGCCGCCACAGGGCCAGAGAGCAGAGAAAGGCCAGGGGUCCUGAGAGCCCACCACCAGGCCCCGCACAGAGCCCCCUCAGCCUGUGAGCAAUCUAUGUCCCCCUCCAUCUUCUCCUUUUUCUGUCUCUUCUCUUCUGCCCUCUCUAAACUCCCUUCCCUUUCCUAACCCCUUUCCCUUGCUUUCUUCUUUCCUCGUCUCCCCUCUUUUCUCUCACCCCCUCUCCCCUCUUCUCUCAAGAUGAAAAAAAAAACUUUCCCAGACAGACUGAGGACAGGAUAGGUGUCCAUCAUGGCAGCUCAGACAGACAGACUGCUGGGCAGAGCCCAGGGACCUGGCUCUGCCCACAGCACUGAUCCUCCUCCCCAGUUUCACUGGGAGGCCAUCACAUUAACCUCAUGGCAUUCUUUGCACUCUUCAUGGGUAUGUUUCUUUGCAAGAGCAAGUCGACAAGUCAAACCAGAGAAAACGAGGAAGCGCCCAACAACGGAAUACCGCUGUUCACGGCGGCGGCCGGAUGCACCGAAAGGCUCCCGUAAUGAACAGCUCGCUCGAGAGAAAGGCUACUUUGACAUGCAGAAAACACACAAAGCUUGCUGCGUUUUGUGUCCGAACAAAAAUCCAUGAAAGAAUAAGAAAAACAUAAACCAAAAAACUCACUUCUGUGUUGCAUUUGCAUGCAAGUUUUUCGCUUAUUCCUCCUCUCCAUCAAUCCCGAAGAGCUACAGUCGCAAAUCAUUCUGCCGAUUUAGUAUACCACAGUAUCACCAACCACUCUGACUCGCAGGCGUGCAAACCUAUUACUUAGUCACCCAAUCAAAAAGGGGAGGAACUGCACUUGAAUGUAAGAGGGGCAUUGUUAGAUAAAGGGAUGGGGUCUGAAUAACGAUGUCUUAAUUUGUUACAUGGACUUUGUAUGGAGUCGUUCUCAGAGGCGGCAUUUUGCCCGCCUGAUGUGGUGUGUCCGUGUUUGUUCAAUUCAAUGCAUGUGUUUGAGCUACGAGCUCCUGCAUGCUUGCCAAAACUGCUUUAGUGUUGUUUCUUUUGUAUUUCUGUGUAAUUGUGUCUCACUUACGUCCUCAUCAACUUAUCCUUGCCCUGUGUAAUGUGAACUGUGUAAGGACAACUUACUUAUUUUGGGUGCUUUUGUUUUGUUUGUUUUUUUAAAGGGAAAAAAAAACUUUAUUUAUUUAAGGGUCUGAUUAUUUAUUUAAUUGGCUCAAGAGUGGUUGUAGCUCGAGGCUGGUUUUUUUCCCCCCAUGUGAUGAAAUGCGACAUGUUCCAAUGGUUAAAUGUCUCUGUUAGUUUGUUCUUUGCGUGAACCUCUAAAUCCUACCUGUGGUUUUGAGGAGAGAGUCACAUACCAUUGCCUUGACUUCUUCUUGAGUCUGAGAGGUCUCUAUGCUUGCUCUGUACAGGACAUGGGUCCUAUACCUGCCCCUAUACAGGGCACUGGUCCCCAUAUUAGCCCAUACGGGCAAUCAAAUCCAUAUUUUGGACUAUUGCAUAUUCCUGUAUAUAAACUGACGAGGUAAGGGGAUAUGAGGACCCUGAAACUUUUUCAUAAGAGGACUGUAUUUAAGGUUAUAAAUUAUUUUACUCCCAUAAUGAGAACUUAAGACAGAGACCUGGGUACACAGGAUGGCUGUAUUGCUUGUAAAUAAUGUAGAUAAUACAAACGGAUUAACGUGCAUGAGAUUUAAGACAAAGAAACAGCAAAAAGAACAUGUUAGUGGCUAUGGACUGUCAGAGGAUUUUAACUGCUUCACUUUAAGAGUAUCCAGUUAUAAGUGUUACUGAAAAGAACAUUUUGUUAAAAAGCAUGCAACUUGAAAACUCUAAUGUUAGAAUUAUAAGUGGGAAAAACAAAGUUAGCUGAAACAACGAUCUUUCAGACAAAACAUUUACACUUUGUGCUUUUCGUUUCUUGGCUAGCAAAAAUUAAACUCCUUUUGCCAGUAGUGCCAAUUAUUAUGAAUGCUAUUUUGCCUAACAGUAUGUUACGUUGGCAAAACCAACGCCCAAAAGAUAUCGGUAAGAUCUACCGAGGCAACACGCAGACAAUAAACCGCAGAAGAGAUGUAGUGCCAGCGCACCCGUAGACCUCCUACAAGUUCUGAAGUUUGCCCAAGGCAGGCUUAUGUAUAGGUGACGGUGCACGUGGGGAAAUGAUGCCAAUGGCGAUGAUGAUCGUUUUAAUGUGAGUGCAACGACUGACGAUGCAAAAGAAAAGAAAAAAAAAAAAAAAGGGAAGAGGGCGCUACAUUCUUCACAAUGUGGUUGUGCUUCAGCAGCAUACUAGCUUUUAUUAAGAUCAUUUAUCACACCUACAGCGGAUCCAACCUGGCCUCCAGUCUAAGCUUUCCAUCCUCAAACAGAAUGUCCUUCCCCGUUUUGGUUUUGACAUAUCAUUUUCUCCUCAUUGUCACUGCCAUAAUUAUACUACAUGUACUUUAGACUUAUGGAAAGCUCUGUUUAGAAAGUGCCUGCUCAAUAACAGAAAAGUGCAAAAUAAUAUCAGGAAGUAUCUUAUUGUGUGUCCUCUGAAAGGUUUCCAGUUAAUCUGUUUGUUUUUUCCUAAAUUGUGUGUUUUCAAAUGAAUCUGACAGUGUUAAACUUGACCUUAGUCUAAGCUGGAAGCUGUAAUUGGGAAUGUGGUGUGAAUGAAUGCUCAUGGCCUGAUUGACGCUGUGUGUCGCUUGCUCGGGCGAUUAAUUACACUAUUGCCGUUAAGUCCUACUUUUUGUGUGCGUUUUUCAGUAAUUAGAAGGGAGAAAACCGCUGAAUUCAGCCUCCGUGUACUAAAGUAUAAAAGGCACAGUCACGAGUCUGUUCGCCCUCCAAGAGGAAGCUGUGUUUUCUUUCACUUUGUCUGCUUUUCCCCUACAAAAAAAAUAUUUUACAACAUUUAAACAAAAUCAUAACUGGGCUUUUUUUUUCCUCAUAGAGGACAAAAAUAUCUUUCAUACACACUUCCUUUCUUUGUCUUUCUCCCUGUCUCACAAGGAUGUGCAUAGACACAUAAACGCAAAUGUACACACAGGUGCAAAAAUAAAACGGCCACACGCUUUCUCUCUGUGCUUAUGUCUUCGGGAACAAUGAAAUCUCUCCCUUAGAUUUUACUCAGGGUUGAAGAACAGGGAGAUGGUAUGUGGAGUGCAAUGACUACUGGCACAGAGUUGUAACACUGCAGGUGACAGGUUGUGUACAUUUGGGUGUGUAUGUGUACAUAUUUGAAUGUGUCGGGGAUACGUCGUCCACUUGUAUCCACACUCUUUAUAAUAGUCUAGAAGCAGCAAAUGUGAUCUGUUUGCCUUAUCUGAGAAGAGAGUGAAAAACACGCUUAAAUAUGAAUUCCAUUCAAAGCAAGUAAUAGGGUAGGAAAAAAAUACUUAUGCAUUUGCUGUAGUCUUAAACGCACAAGAUUCUUAAUAUAAGAAAUUCAUAAGUGAUACAAAAAAUAGGUAAUGGCCCCUGAACACCUGAAAAAUAAAACAAAGUGAAAAGAGAUAGCAGAUUGUGAGAUUAACAGCUGGAAGAUAUCGAUUGUGUUCCAUAUGUUUUCUGAGGUUUCAUCAUACUGAGAGACAGCCAUGGUUUGGACAGUGCUGUUAGGAACGUUCAUACGGUAUCACAUGAAUAACUUCUUAAACUGCCCUUCCUCUCACAUCAGCACAACUAAAGGACACUGCUUUUAUAUAACAGACACACAUGAACAUACGCACAUACACAACAACUUCUAAAUGCUCAAGCUUACAGACCACACGCACACGCGAAACUGAACACACAGAUUGCAGAAAAUCCAUCAAUAUGCUCACGUUUUUGGAGAGGAUGGUGACUGUAAAAAGAUUAUGUAGAGUAGAAGAAGUUAAAAAAAUAAAAUAAAGAAAUAAAUACAUAAAUAAAAAUAAGAAAUGUUGCCAUAGUAAACAGCUGGUUAACAUGUGCAGAGAUGGCCUCUGUUCUCUUAAGUCCGCCUAGAAAUGAAUGGUAUAUAACCUUUCAGGCCUUGUUUUGAGAGGGCGUGGCCAAACACCACAUUGCAUGCUAGAAUGGUAGUCCCUCAUAGAUAAUCUAUGGCUAGACCUCUCCUUGCCUUCCUCUUCUUUCACUCCCCCCUGGCCCUCCCUGCUCUUCUCCCGCUCUCAUCUCCUGCUGUAUUCCCACCUUGCCUGCUGUUGUGUUCUCCAUGCCUAUCUCAGUCUCUCAUUCCUUUUUAUUUUGUAGCCUAGUUUUGAACUUCUUUUGUUUUACGAACAUGCAUGCACAAGCAUCACUAAAUUGUUGAUGUUUUAAAAAGAAUAUUUUGUUGCUGAGGCCAUGCAAAGUGUUUUGAAUAUUGCCCUUAUAUGUGGAAAAUGUCUUCUGAAUGCUUUACAUAAUUUCUGCUGUAAAAUGAUAUCAGAAUAAAAAAGAAAAUUUGCACUUUAA
Molecule: messenger RNA, 9158 nt
Organism: Neolamprologus brichardi
Lineage: Eukaryota; Metazoa; Chordata; Actinopteri; Cichliformes; Cichlidae
Product: calmodulin-binding transcription activator 1-like
Biological process (GO): regulation of transcription by RNA polymerase II
Cellular component (GO): nucleus
Molecular function (GO): double-stranded DNA binding; protein binding; transcription coregulator activity
Source: RefSeq, a predicted model, not a curated record